UGAGUGUGGAUCCUCAAUAAACUUCUUGCAGGCAGUCCCUGUCUCAAAGUCUGUUUCCCAGAGAACUUGACCUAAAAUAAAAAAUAAUAACAAUAAUAAAUAACGACAAUGUUAAAAAUAACAACAUGAUACCAGCAAACACAUAAUCCUUCCUACAUGCCAGGAACUGCUCUAAGUGCUUUAUAUAUGUUUAUACAUCGGUAAACACGUUUGCAUUGGGUGAAAAGUGGUUAUAAUUCCGUGGCCUCUGAGCACUGCAGUGUGGAGACAAGAGAAAGAUGAGGCUAGAAUCAGGGAAGGGAUGUGGGGAUGGAGACAAGUGGACAAGCUAGAUGUAGUUAGUGCUUGCUGUUUGGCAGGAAGUGAGGUACGAAAAUAGGGUAGGUGACCCCAAGAGAGUGGGGCAGCUUCCCGGAGCAGAAUUGGGAAAACAUAUUGGGUUCAUCAGGCAGCGUGUCUCCUUUCCUAAGACGUGGAGUUGGGCAGGUUGGCCAGUCAGGGAGGUUCCGGUGGCUCCCCCUUUUCUACUUCCAGGGCUGCCCACUGGCUUGUUCCACAUGUCUCCACACCAUGUCCUGUCUCCCGGGCUUUGCGGGUUGUUUUCGUCCUUUUCGGCGGUUGGACAUUUGCUGAUGGUCCCCGAAGUUUUGCGGCCGUGCCCGCAGAGAGGCAUUCUGCCGGGUUCCCUGGGAGAGCAGGGGGCGGAAGCGGAAGCAGAUACGCUGGCGCCGGCGGCGGGGUGGCUAGGAACGGAAGCGGAAGUGGCGGCGGCGCCGGCCUGGCCUGGCCUGGCUGAAGGGAGGCGGCGGGCUGGCGCGAUGGCGGAGGCCGGGCCACAGGCGCCGCCGCCCCCGGGCACCCCAAGCCGGCAUGAGAAGAGCUUGGGACUUCUGACUACCAAGUUCGUGUCGCUUUUGCAGGAAGCCAAGGACGGCGUGCUUGACCUCAAGCUGGCAGCUGACACCCUAGCUGUGCGCCAGAAGCGGCGGAUUUACGACAUUACCAACGUGCUGGAAGGUAUUGGGCUGAUCGAGAAAAAAUCCAAGAAUAGCAUCCAGUGGAAGGGUGUGGGGCCUGGCUGCAAUACCCGGGAGAUUGCGGACAAGCUGAUUGAGCUCAAGGCAGAGAUCGAGGAGCUGCAGCAGCGAGAGCAAGAACUGGACCAGCACAAGGUGUGGGUGCAGCAGAGCAUCCGGAACGUCACAGAGGACGUGCAGAACAGCUGCUUGGCCUACGUGACUCAUGAGGACAUCUGCAGAUGCUUUGCUGGAGACACCCUCCUGGCCAUCCGGGCUCCGUCAGGCACCAGCUUGGAGGUACCCAUCCCAGAGGGCCUCAAUGGGCAGAAGAAGUACCAGAUUCAUUUGAAGAGUGUGAGUGGCCCCAUCGAAGUGCUGCUGGUGAACAAGGAGGCAUGGAGCUCACCGCCUGUGGCGGUGCCUGUGCCACCACCUGAAGAUCUGCUCCAGAGCCCACCUGCUGUCUCUACCCCUCCAACUCCACCCAAACCUGCUGUGGCCCUGCCCCAGGAUGCCUCACGCCCAAGCAGUCCCCAGAUGACUACGUCUACCUGUGUCCCCGGCACCACUGAAGCCCAAGGGGUGGCCAGUCCAGCAGCUGAGAUCACAGUGAGUGGUGGUCUUGGAACCAAUAGCAAGGACAGUGGUGAGCUCAGCUCACUCCCGCUGGGCCCGACCGCACUGGACACUCGGCCACUGCAGUCCUCUGCCCUGCUGGACAGCAGCAGUAGCAGCAGCAGCAGCAGCAGCAGCAGCAGCAAUAGCAGUUCAUCUGGACCCAACCCUUCUACCUCCUUUGAGCCCAUCAAGGCGGACCCCACAGGUGUUCUGGAACUCCCCAAAGAGCUGUCAGAAAUCUUUGAUCCCACACGAGAGUGCAUGAGCUCAGAGCUGCUGGAGGAGCUGAUGUCCUCAGAAGUGUUUGCCCCUCUUCUCCGCCUUUCUCCGCCCCCCGGAGACCAUGAUUACAUCUACAACCUGGACGAGAGUGAAGGUGUCUGUGACCUCUUUGAUGUGCCUGUUCUCAACCUCUGACUGACUGGGACAUGCCCUGUGUGCCUGGGACACAAACUGUCUAACCUGAGGGCUGCUUGGGGACCUCCCCCCACCCCCACUGCUACAAAGCUUGAGAGCCACAGACUCCUGGCUUCCCCAGCCUUCCCUGACUGCACAGUUCUGGCUACAACUCCUACACAGCACCGACACCUGUACAGUGCUAGGAGAGCAGGGGAAAGGGGCUCAGCCCCUCCACGGUGGAGCCAAAAUACUUGCCUCUCCUUUUCUGGGGCUUGCCCCACUUUGUGCCCUCCCCAAGCCCAUGCUCGGCUGCUACACCCAGUGUCACAGAAUGAGGAGCUGAAUUCACUCCAUAGGGCAACUUGUCUAACCCCACUGCCCUGUUCCUGCCAUGUCCUCUCCCUCUUAGGAGGGAAGUUGGGGUGGAGCUCAGCACUUUCCAGCACCAUCCUAGCCUCCUUUACUUCUCUCCCCCCCCCCCACCCCACCCUUGACCCUGUUGACCCUCCUGGACCUCUCUCUCCUGUAUCCCUCUUCUGCCUGGCCUUUAGCCUUGAGAACCUGUAGGUGGUGGUGGUGGUGGUGGUGGGUGCUAACAGAAAGGAACAGAGGUCUCUAGCUAGGAAUCUGGGCAGGUGAGUCCCUGAGGAUUGGCCCACCCUCCUGCUGCCCCAUAGCCCACCUCUCUCUAUUCAUUUACCCUCAUUUAGAGCCAUUUGCAGAGAUUUAGAAAGAUUUGCAGUAACAAUGGAUUCCUAUAUAAAGAUUAUUUUUAUACUUUUUGCAGCAAAAGAAAAUUGUAAUAUUUGUACAGUGUCCAAGUGAAUAAAGAUCUUGCCUAAGGCUA
This is a messenger RNA of Hipposideros armiger (great roundleaf bat), 2883 nucleotides long. It is a transcript of the gene E2F4, whose product is annotated as E2F transcription factor 4. NCBI's taxonomy places the organism in Eukaryota, Metazoa, Chordata, Mammalia, Chiroptera, Hipposideridae. Gene Ontology annotation, cellular component: RNA polymerase II transcription regulator complex. The transcript is spliced from 10 exons. The coding region runs from base 558 to 2054 and encodes 498 amino acids. The record is from RefSeq and is a predicted model, not a curated record. Gene Ontology annotation, biological process: regulation of transcription by RNA polymerase II. Gene Ontology annotation, molecular function: DNA-binding transcription factor activity, RNA polymerase II-specific; RNA polymerase II cis-regulatory region sequence-specific DNA binding; protein dimerization activity.